Messenger RNA from Aethina tumida (small hive beetle), 4352 nucleotides. RefSeq names its product protein FAM214A (gene atos). The transcript has 11 exons. Lineage: Eukaryota; Metazoa; Arthropoda; Insecta; Coleoptera; Nitidulidae. The record is from RefSeq and is a predicted model, not a curated record. Bases 458 to 2944 code for a protein of 828 amino acids.
UGAUUUCUCAAGAUAUUAAACCUAAGGUCAAUUUUGCUGCUUUUAACAGUUUUUAAGAUAUUUCCAUGUAUGCGAAUAUUUUUAAUGAAUAGGCAAUCAAAAAAUAUGAUAAUAAUUUAUUUUAUUUUUUAUUAAAUUUUACAUCACACAGAAAUAACCGACCCCCGCAAGUUUUAAAUUUCCCGCUACCAAACACGUUGAUCCCCCACCUAUUGCUGCAAAGGCAAACAUGACAAACAGCUGACUAGUUUCAAGAGAACCAUCGAACUGUCAACAUAUAAUAACAAAGUGGGCUGUACAGGUUCAUUGUCCAACAAAAACUCUAUUUUCUCAAUCAGAAUGUGCGCUAAAAGAUUAAAGAACUUUGGUAAUAGUGCAGUUAUAUAGCAUAGAGAGAAUUCGUGAGGAGAACGGACUGCAACCCAAAGGUACAUUGUUAAAUUAUUCAUAAAUCAACAUGCAUAGUUCAAGUUUCGAUACAGAGGAAAGUACUAAAGAUGGGGGCGAAGUUCUUGUAAGCAUCGCCGCGCUUGUUACAGAAGGACGCAUUCCGGGCAAACUCGACUCCAAAUCGAAGAAAUUCUACGAGGGACCCCAUUGCAACCGCAACAAACCGAAUCCCGAGGAACACACCUGCGACUUGACGGACUCAUUGUGUAAGAAGUUUAAAACCAAUAAGGAAAUCGUUCUUAAUUUUUGGAAUAAAAAUCAACCACUUUGCAUUGAAGUUGCUCUAAAUUGUGAUUGUAAAGAAGAAAAGGAAUCAUCUGAUACGGACAUUCUUUUAGAGAAGUGGUACUUUAAAACAAACGGAAAUAGGACACCCGGCUCGUUGUUCUUCAAUGCCCAACAGCUGACCAGCGCGAUCCGAUCGCAGCUCUAUUUCUCCCAAAUCGCCGCUUGGCUUACCACCCAAGACGAAUCCACUCCUUGCAAGAUCGAUCGCUCUAACCUGACCUACCGUCUUGGAAAGCCCAGAGAAGUAAUCACCGCCUCAUCGUCUCAGUUCUCGUUGCCGCCAGUCAAACAUGAGUUCCCUCUAACGGACCUAGGAUCCGGAGACACGUUGAGUGUCACGUUUUUGAGCUUGCCUAGGAUGUCGUCGGUGCCUAACUUCAAAUGCGCUCAGUGUUUGCCUCAGGAAAACGCGUACGAGAUUUACGACAUUGUUGAUGACAGGAUGCAUACGUCGUGCACUUUGAAGGGCAAGCACAGAUGCGAAGAUCUAGAGGAGUUCGAGAGUGGAGCAAUUGAGCAAAAAGUCAUCAACCACAAGAGAUUGUGCCAGAUUACAAAGAAGCCAGGUAACCAGAUUCCGGCCAAUUCAGAACCAUCCACAUCCAGCCAACAGAACAAGCUCAGAAUCGACAUCGAGAAAGCAAAUACGUACGAACCGGAUAACCACAAGCACGAGAAGAGGAAUAUCAGUCCAGAGGAGGAGAAGAAGUCGAAGAGCGCCAAAUUGGAAAGCGAUCUAUGCAGAAGGGGCGGAGGCGGUGGAGGCGUUGAGGGCUGUCAAAUAUGUAGCAACGGGGCGGUGCAAUGGACCAUGGUACAAAAGAAUGAUCUCAAUCCAAAAAACAAGGGUCAGCUGCUAUUGGAGGCCAUAGAGCGUAGUGGAAGAAAGAACGACGGUCCCGGGGACUGCUGCAGCUCCAGUCCCGACGACGGGACCGUCAAGAAGGACAAAGUGGAGGAGCGAUUGAAGGGCGAUGAAUCUGACCAACAGAUAUCCGCCAAUGAUUGCAGUGCGAGUGUUGGUGAUAAUGCUAAAUGUGAUAUGAGCGCAAGUGAUAUUUUUAGUAUUAAGGGAGCGAAAUAUUUUAACAUAUAUGUAGACAAACAUUGUGAUAUUCCUAUUCCGAGGGGCAGAUCGGCCAAGCCCAGAGACGUGUCGAACGUGCACGCUUCCCGAGCUUUGGGGCGUAAGAUUCAGGCCAAGCAAAAGAUCACAUUCGAUGACUACGACCCCGUCAACGACGAGGAGAACAAACAAAACGAUAAAGCUAAGGAACUGAACGCGGCUGUCGAUAUUCCGUCGCCACUAGAACAGGCCAAAUUCAGGAAGAAUUUAGACAAUGCGGCCAACAUGGUGUUCCAUUCCAGGACUGGGCUACCACUAACCAGCAGUCCGGCACCAGUGAGAAGGGGCAAGACCUGUUUUGAUUUUGAUUCCACCAUCAAUUCCGUUUCAGCAAUAAAAAGUGCGUUGUUCUCGAGUAGUUUUUCAACGGAUGAAGAGAGCGAGAGCGACGGUAGCAUCGUUUCGCCAUGCAGCCCGGAACUGUUCCAGAGCGAGAGCCGGCAACAGACGGUCGCACCCAUCAAGUACCGUCGCAAGGGACACGCCGCUAACUUGUUAGGGAGUUUCGAGGAGUCUGUCCUGAAUGGACGCCUAGAGCCAGUGUCGACCGUCCACGGAUUCAGAGCGGAGCUGGGUGCAAGUGGUUCAUUUGUACCCAAACAUCUGAUUGUACCCGUCACCGUAUUUUUCUACACCCUCGGUGACAACGAUAAAGUAUCGACUCCAUAUCUUGGUCACAUCAAUUUGGGAAAGAAGGGAUACAAUGUGCCUAAAUCCGGGACGGUACAAGUAACAUUGUUCAACCCAUUGGGAACCGUGGUGAAGAUGUUCGUGAUCAUGUACGAUCUCACUGAUAUGCCACCCAAUUCCCAAACCUUCAUUAGGCAACGCACAUUGUAUAUGCCCACCAAUUGCAAAGAUGAAAACCUUGAAUGGGGUCCCAAGUGGCUGAGAUAUCUCAUACAUUUAAGAUUUAUGAGUUCGAAGUCCGGCAAAAUCUAUCUGCAUAGUGACAUCCGCAUGAUUAUAUUCCGCAAGAGCGACAUGGAUACGGCGACGGCACAUGGCAUCGACAUGAGUUACGAACUUCGCAGCUUCACACAUAUGCCCAGCAAUCCACGUUUCUCGCCCAGGAAGUAACCAGAAGCCGGGAUGAAUAUGGGUGGUGUUGCCACUGCAGCCAGGAGGCCGACCGUCGCCCCGUCCACUGUCUACAAUCACUUUUGCUGUUUCCUGCUUAGCUGUUUCGUGCAGAGGUGAAGAGCACUCAACUUAGUUAGGGCGGGCUGUCCGGCCGGCGCUGUAUGGGGCAUAUAGACAAGAGUUUGGCAUUUUGAAGUGUGUAGAGGAAAAAGAUUAGUUUAGAGCGUGGAUUGAUUGCGGUUUGAGUUUGGUUGAGAAUUUUUGGGGCAACGGAUUUGGUACUUGCUCACGGUAUUAGCAAAUAGAUUAAAAUUUGUUUACUUUGAUUCUUGGUUUAGUGUUUGAAAUUAUUGUCUAUGGACAGAUAUUAUUUUAUAUAUUUUUUUUAAAGUUAUUUGUAUUUUUUCAGUUUUGUUUUUCUUUUCAGUAUUUCUAAUAUAUUACAUGAAAUUAUUGCCAUGGUUUUAUUAAAACUGAAAUGUUUUAAAAUAUGUAUACCACAAAUUUAUACUUUUAUUCAUUAACUAGGAAAUGAGGCAUUUCCAAUUUUUAUUUUAAUUUCAUUCCCCUUUUCUCAGUCGUCAAAUUUCAUAACUUUCAUGUUGCACAAAAAAGUGUGCGAAUCAUUUUGAUGUAAUAGUGUUGCUGUUUAUUUAUACAGGGUGUUCUUAAAAUGUAUUCCCUUAAAAUAUAAAAUGAAUUCUUAUGUCAACUGAUGUAAAAAUUAAACAAAAAAUAAGAAAUAUUAAAUUAAUUUAUUUAUUAUUGCUACCUGCACAUCACGGAUAUGUCAAUCUAGAAACGGCCAAUUGAAAAUAAAAAAAAAACACAUUUUUGAAUACCCUGUAUAUGUUCAAUGGCAUGAGUCCAAUUGGCGAAUGAAAUUACUUUUUAAUGUAUGUAAAAUGUUAAACUGUGAAAACUUUAAACUUUGCAUUCUGUAACAAUUAAAGGGAACAGUGAAUGAUAUGUUUAUGCUGGUGUCAUAAAACGUUAUUAAUAAAAUAUUUUCAAUGAAAGGAGUUACUUACAAGUUUUUUCCAAUUAUAUUUACACACAUUCAUUCACUUGAACCUUAAUUUAUUUAUUUAUAAAAAGUUUUAUUGAUGUUCGGACUAAUACCCAAUUUUAUUAUAAUAAAACAGGGCCGUACUUAAAUCAUCCCCAAUAACCCCAAUCGUAUUAGAUGUCACUUAAGAGUUAAUAAUCACUAUAGAGACGCUGUUUGCUGUUGUACACUGUUUCAUAUUCCCACCAUUUCAGACUAGAAUGCUUAGAUUGGACAGCCCAAAUUUCGAUGUUACGAAUAGAUGUUGCCUAAAGAGGUGAAUAAAUCAGGUAUCAGUAUAGAAAAUUUAAAAGGAAUAGGACCUUUUUAAUUGUACAAUAAAUUAUUUUGGUUUUA